Molecule: messenger RNA, 1625 nt
Organism: Trematomus bernacchii (emerald rockcod)
Lineage: Eukaryota; Metazoa; Chordata; Actinopteri; Perciformes; Nototheniidae
Gene: dffb
Product: DNA fragmentation factor, beta polypeptide (caspase-activated DNase)
Exons: 7
Coding region: 40-1074 (344 amino acids)
Biological process (GO): apoptotic DNA fragmentation; apoptotic process
Cellular component (GO): nucleus; cytoplasm
Molecular function (GO): DNA endonuclease activity
Source: RefSeq, a predicted model, not a curated record
AGAAGGAAGCGGUCGUUACAAACUGAAAACAACAGUGCAAUGUUUGGACUCUUCGGGAAAAACAAACCCGUUAAAAUAAGGAGUCGUAAUGAAAAUAAAAAGUACGGAGUUGCAGCAAAAGAUGUGAAAGAGUUGCUUAAAAAAGGCUGCACGUUAUUACAGUUGCCAUCUCCUGGUGCACAUGUCUGUUUGUAUUCUGAUGGGACAACCGUGACGGAGGAAUUCUUCCAAACUCUGCCGGACCACACCGAACUUGUUCUCCUCUGCAGAGAUCAGACGUGGAGCGGAGUUGUGUGUGACAUUGGUCAGUUACUGAAGACAGACCGAUAUGCCGAUGGCCUCAUUGAAGCAGCAAAAGGGCUCCUGUCUGAUGAGAAGUCUCCUCAAAGACGUAAAAUCCUGACCGACCUGCUGCUCAACCUGGAGGACAGAUCUGAGCUGGAGAGCAGGGAGGAGCAUGAAGAAUGGUUCAAAGGUGUUGAUGCUCGAUUCAAGACGAAGUCGGCCUACAUGAAGUUCAACUGUGAGGGCAGGAUGCGAGGCUACAUGAAGGAGGUGCAUGGGGCCACCAAAACAAUACAGAAGGCUAAAGUCAGGGAAGAGUUUCUGAAAACGUCAAAAAGUCUGUCCGAAAUGUUGAAGACGGCAAAGAACAACGGCUGCUACUUCGACAGGACCGAGAAGGAGCGGCUCUGUACUCGAGAAGGGUGGUUCACCUGCCAGGGAUCAUAUGAGCAGAAAGUGUGCCAGUCUCUCCACUCCAUCAACCCGUACGGCAGCAGAGAGAGCAGGAUAGUGUUCAGCACAUGGAACCUGGACCACAGGAUUGAAAAGAAGAGGACGAUCAUUCCCGCCCUGCUGGAAGCUCUUCAGAAUCACAAGAGCUCCGACAUCAACCUGAACUACUUCUACGGCCUGCUGUUCACAUGGGAGAACCUGAAGCUGGUGCACAUCGUGUGCCACAAGAAAGGAGCGCACAACCUGCUAUGUGACGCCAAGAAGAUCUUUAGAAAAGCCAGUGACACGAACAAAGCAAAACAGAAUGUGAAAGGGAAGAAGAGGCGCUUGGUGUGAACAUUUUUACUCUUAUCUUUUAAGCGUUUUCAUUUUUUAUGAACUGUGAGGGUAUAAAAGUAUCACACUGAUAAGACUGGCAGUCAUUUGUCAGACAAAAGAAUUACACGCUUAUUUUGAAAUCAUGAAAAACAUUUAUUAUGUUCUCUGUGUUGGCACUGUGAUGUAAAAUGCAUGGAUUAUCACUCAGGCAGUAAGUGGCAUAAUAGUGAGGAGUGCAAGUACUGGCACCCUCAAAAACUAGAUUACAUUUUUAAAGUCAGGUUUAACGUAUCCUCUGUUUAAACGGACUAAAAACAUUUCUGAUAAAACUCUGUUUUUUUACAAUGCAUUUUUGUGUAGAAUUCUGUCAUGUUUGCAAAUGUGAUCCUCCUCAGGGAAAAUAUUUAGCUGCAUUGAUAUUUGUUAUUUUACAGAUGUGUUGUAUGAAGCAGCUGCCAAAAAGCCCAAACUGGGCACACAUAGAUGAUGACUUUAGACACUUGGUGAACAAUGACAUUCAUUCUAAACCAUGACUCUGUGAUAUUAAAAGCUUUCGCUGUGAAACAGCU